AUGUCGUCUUCCGGUGAUUAUCAGGUUGCUGCCUGCGCCGCGGGAUUCAGUCUCGGCUUUGGCUAUCUCACCACUGUACGCGCCAUACAUCAGACCAAAGCUAACAUGAAUCCAUGGCGAAGUCACUAUAUCUGGAUGAUCUGGGGUGAGAUCGUAGCGAAUCUUGUUCUUGGUAUCUUGUGCUGGCUCUGGCUGAAGGACAUCGUGAAAAACGGAGCUGUACUUCUCUUUUUCGUCCUCUUCUUUUAUGUCUUCGAGGUCCAGUUCCUCAUGCAGAUUAUCAUCAACCGAAUCUCAAUCAUCUCGGAGCGUAAGGCGACCGCAAAGAAGCUGAAAAUUGCCACUGCCAUUGUCAUCUCUUGUAUCAACGCCGCCGUAUUCUGCAUAUUCAUCCCGUCACAUCUUACCCCGCCACCUAGCAUGGUCUUUGUACACAUUAACAAAUAUUGGGACCGCUGCUCGAAGAUCCUCAUCAUGCUAGUCGACGCAUUUUUGAACUGGUACUUCGUGUAUGUCGUGAAGGCCAGACUCGUGAAGCAACAUGGCCUUCGUAAAUACAAGCCUCUUGUUGCUUACUAUACUCGUCUGGGUGUCAUUUCAGUCUGUAUGGACCUCAUGCUCAUUGGCCUUAUGUCUUUGCCGAAUGGUAUUGUAUUCGUCCAAUUUCACCCUGUUGCUUACAUGGUCAAACUCAACAUCGAAAUGUCCAUGGCCGAUAUGAUCAUCAAGGUCGCAAAGUCCAACGAGCAGGACAUGAAUUUUGGAUCAUCAUCACAAGGCACACCCUACCCUGGAAACACUCAGAGGUCCCAGCAUGGCCACACAUUCAACGACGACCGAGACGACACACACGGAAUUGCAAAAGGCGUCACCAACACCGCUUUCGUCGGUCACAAUCGUGUCGACGAGGAUCUCCGAGAGGAUAUUCACGGCAUCAAACGCCAGACAGAAGUUCAAGUCUACGUUGGCGACUCAGAUAGCGACGAUCGAUCAAUCGAUCUUGAGCAUGGAAAGCCGACGACAAGAGACUUCACGCGUGAUCGUGAUAACUUCACAGCGAAUAAUCGGGUCAGCCAACACUCGAACGAUUCACAGAUACCCAUGCAUGAUCUUGCUAGUCAUGUUGGUCGUGCGGAAUAA
Aureobasidium subglaciale EXF-2481 is the source of this 1140-nucleotide messenger RNA. RefSeq lists its product as uncharacterized. Lineage: Eukaryota; Fungi; Ascomycota; Dothideomycetes; Dothideales; Saccotheciaceae. Bases 1 to 1140 code for a protein of 379 amino acids. The record is from RefSeq and is a predicted model, not a curated record. The transcript has 4 exons.